Peronospora matthiolae is the source of this 411-nucleotide messenger RNA. The record is from the annotation of a GenBank genome assembly. NCBI's taxonomy places the organism in Eukaryota, Oomycota, Peronosporomycetes, Peronosporales, Peronosporaceae.
AUGAGACGGCGACCAGAUGACGGACAGACGUCGUAUCGACUAUGUCUAGGUGGUUUUCACCAGCAGCAAGACAGGUUCCGGCACCUACGUAGGAUCAUGGAGCGCACCCAAGUUGCGGUGCCCGACAGUGUGUAUUCACGGACGGAGCCUACGUCAAUUGCAACGACAGAGCAAGAGCAGCCGCUUCCGCUUGCUCACAUGCUCUGCUUGACGGUGUCCACUUCAGGGGGCUACACAACUUUGAUUGCGUCCAAGCUGCGUCUCAAUCACACCGCACGCACUGUGGAUACCCAUGCGACGAAUGGACUGGAUGUCUCUGGUAGGCAAACUGGACCAGAGUCGCCAGCCGGACAGGUUCAACAGCACCGACUGGAAGACUACCUGGCGCCAAGUGAAGCUCCACGUACAUAA